Molecule: messenger RNA, 764 nt
Organism: Plutella xylostella (diamondback moth)
Lineage: Eukaryota; Metazoa; Arthropoda; Insecta; Lepidoptera; Plutellidae
Product: larval cuticle protein LCP-17-like
Cellular component (GO): chitin-based extracellular matrix
Molecular function (GO): structural constituent of chitin-based larval cuticle
Source: RefSeq, a predicted model, not a curated record
UAAUUAAAUUACAUCUAAGUAGUUGACAUUAAAUUCAGCAAGUUUACGACUUGAUAUAAAAAUGCCGGCAUUCUGAGAGAAUGCAUCUGUUGUGUUCGGAUAUCACAGGACCACACAUCUUCAACAUGAAAUUCCUGGUACUAGCCGCCUGCAUGGUCGCCGUGGCGUGCGCGCAGGGCCCCGACGCCGCCGCGCCCGUCCUCCGCUCGGAGUCCGACGUGCAGCCCGAGGGAUUCAACUACGUGUAUGAAACCGGAAAUGGCAUUUCUGCUCAAGCUUCAGGCGCUCUGAAGAAGGUUGACAACUACGACGCUCUUGCCGUCCAAGGAUCGUACAAGUACACCGCCCCCGACGGUUCCGUCGUGCAGUUCAACUACGUCGCCGACGAGAACGGAUACCAGCCCCAGAGCGACAGCCUGCCCGUGGGUCCCGAAAUCCCGGCGGCCAUCGUGCGCUCCCUGCAGUACAUCGCGGCGCACCCUCCCCCAGUCAACGCCGUCAGGAACUGAACAACACUACGGAUCUCAGAACAAUAACCCCCGACAGGAUUCUCAUGAUUUUCUCUUGUUUCGAGUCUUUCCAGCCAGUCUCAACUGAAAUAAAAAAUAAUUUACAUCACACAUAAGAUUUGUAGUAAGCUAGCUUGAUUUGUAGUAAGAGAAAAUUGUGGCGUCAUACGAUCCAAGCAUGGAACAGAAAAUGGAAAUGUAAACAGAUGUAAAUUAUAUUUUAGUUUGUAAAAUAAAGUUUAUCGUGCCAUACAA